UCAGAGCGUCACUUCUCCUCAGGUUCUCCAGAGGAUACACCACGGCACAGAAUGCUUCUCCUCCCAGCUGCUGCCCUGUGCUGUCUGUGUUCAGCGCUGGUUUCCACGGCAACAGAGCUGAUUCAGGAUGAUUUAACACUGACCAGGAGAGUUGGUGAAAAAGUUUCAUUCAGCUGUGGAGGGACUGACCAGUGUAGUGGUAGCUAUGUAUACUGGUACCAGAAGAAAGAGUCAGAUACAUUCAGACUGAUUCUUGAUAUUAGCAGGAGUACUGGAGCUUUAGAUAAAAGCUACAAUCAUCCUCAGAAAGAUGAUUUCUCAGCUGUGAAUAAAGGGAACGGCUGUGAGUUGCAGAUCCAGAGAGUUAAACUCUCUCAUUCAGCCUCAUAUUUCUGCUCCUUCUGUUUCACUGUGGGGAGGUUUGGAUUUGGCUCUGGAACAAAACUGUUUGUAACAGAUGAUGAGGUGGUGAGGCCCAAGGUGAAUGUUUACUCAGCAACCUCCAGAGUCCAGCAGGAGGAGGGGGAGGAGGACUCUCUCCUGUGUGUGGCUUUAGCCAUGUUUCCUCCUCUGGUCCAGAUCUCCUGGAAAAAACGAAGAAAGAACGGUGAUCUGGAGGAGCUGCCCUCUGCUGAGGGAAAACUACUGAACCUGAAGGAGUCUGGAUGUACAGCCUCCACCCUGAAGAUCCCUCAGAGAGAGAGUGGCACGUAUGAAUACAUCUGCUCUGUGAAGCAUGAGGGGGGGCCAGCCCAGGACCACAUAGAAAUAGAAGGUCAAGCUCCAACAGAAGCUCCAGUUCCUUCGACCUCUGGUCCCCCAGAGAGAGAGCCAACAGAUCUGCCAGCUCUGCAGCUGACUGACUAUGAUCCUUUCAGGUCUGAGUGCAGGGUGAGGCUGCUGACUCUGCUGUACUCUGUGCUGAUAGUGAAGAGUCUGGUGUACUGCUGUGGACUCUGUCUGCUGAGGAUCAACAACACACCGUGCAUCCACCGCACAACAGCUGACUGACUGUCUUCAAACCAGAUUCUCUCUCACUGAAAUCUCAGCAAUUUAAAGCUUUGCUCAGAAAAUCAAAAAUCUGCAGUAGCUGGCUAAAAAACACUUUCAAAAUGUGUUUAUCUUGAAUAUUCAGAGAUAUAUUUUAAAAAAUUGAAAUACAAAGACACAAUAUACUCAGUGAACAUUAUUGCUUCUAAUGCAGUUUUUCCACUCACUAUAUUGUAAAUGAUGUCAUGUGGAAAUUAGUAGCUGUGUGAUAGAAAUAAUAUCAGAAUUGCAUUUGUUAUUCCUCUGCUUGUUUUUCUUGCAUCAUGCAGAGUGUGGAACAUUUUUCUC
Messenger RNA from Cheilinus undulatus (humphead wrasse), 1338 nucleotides. RefSeq names its product immunoglobulin lambda-1 light chain-like. The record is from RefSeq and is a predicted model, not a curated record. The transcript is spliced from 6 exons. The coding region runs from base 52 to 1011 and encodes 319 amino acids. NCBI's taxonomy places the organism in Eukaryota, Metazoa, Chordata, Actinopteri, Labriformes, Labridae.